Messenger RNA from Paramuricea clavata, 886 nucleotides. NCBI's taxonomy places the organism in Eukaryota, Metazoa, Cnidaria, Anthozoa, Malacalcyonacea, Plexauridae. The record is from the annotation of a GenBank genome assembly.
AUGAAGGAUAUGGGUGUACUCCACUACUGUCUAGGAGUUAGUGUUACUAUAAAGGACGGUGUAUUGCAAAUCAGUCAAGAACAGUACAUCGGUAAGAUUAUGCGAAAGUACAAAUUACAAGAUUGCAAAACGGUGUCAACGCCAAUGGAUUUUAACGUAAAACUAGUUAAGGACGAUGGAUAUAGCAAACCAGUGUAUGUCGUUCAGUACCAGUCAAUGGUAGGGAGUUUGAUAUACGCGGCGAUAGCUACUCGUCCAGACAUAGCCUACGCAGUGGCAGCAUUGGCUAAAUUCAACUCAUCACCGACCGAGGCAAUCUAACAGCGGUCAAGCGCGUUUUUCGGUAUUUGAAAGGAACUGCUCAACUACGCCUGCAGUACCAAGAAACCGAUGCUAAUGUAGAGGGAUACUCUGACGCAGAUUGGGCUUCUGACUCAGAUGAUCGACGAUCAACGUCCGGAAACGUAUUUGUGAUAUCGGGAGGUGCAAUCAGUUGGACAAGCAAGAAACAACCAACGUACAGGUAACAGUGGCUCUUUCAACGUCGGAAUCCGAAUACAUUGCACUACGUUUUGCAACCCAAGAAGCAGUAUGGCUGCGACAACUGAUGAAAGAUCUACAGAUGGAUUGUACCACAGCGACGACCAUAUAUGAAGAUAAUCAAGGUGCUAUCGCGAUGUCAAGGAACCCAGUGCUACACAAGCGGACGAAGCACAUUGAUAUAAAAUAUCAUUUCAUUCGGGAGAAAACUCAAGAUGGGACAAUUGAGCUGAAGUACUGUCCAACCAAUGAAAUGUUAGCGGAUAUUUUGACAAAGCCACUAUCCAAAGGACAAUUUGAGUAUCUGCGAUGUAAGUUGGGACUGAUACAAGGACAUAUUGAGUGA